Molecule: messenger RNA, 735 nt
Organism: Penicillium canariense
Lineage: Eukaryota; Fungi; Ascomycota; Eurotiomycetes; Eurotiales; Aspergillaceae
Product: cysteine hydrolase family protein
Exons: 2
Coding region: 21-584 (187 amino acids)
Source: RefSeq, a predicted model, not a curated record
CCAUCCUGCCUUUCGCAGCCAUGGCUCGCACCGCCCUAUUUGUGAUCGAUAUUCAGGCCGAUCUAGCCCAGAAUCCUCGAACUGAAAUUCCUUACGCCGCUCGAAUCCGAGAUGUUGGGGCCGCCGUUCUUUCAAAGGCACGAAUAGCCAUCGACAAUGAACUUGGUCGCGGCCUAGGUGCCAAUCUUAGCAUAAUCAUCGUCCAACACCACGAAACCCCUGAAAAUGGCUCUUUGGUUAGAGGCAGCAAGCCGUGGGAGUUAGUUUUCAAACCACGUAAUGAAACGGAGAGGAUUGUAGAGAAGACUACCAGGGACACGUUCGAGUCUAACCAGCAACUCGCAGAUCAGCUAAAAGCCGAAGGGAUUGAAGAGAUUGUGGCUAUUGGAAUUCAGAGUGAAUGUUGCGUUCAAUCAACCUGUGAGGGGGCAUUAGCUGCUGGCUUCAAAGUUGUGUUGCUGCAGGGAGCCCAUUCGACUUAUGAUAUGGGAAGUAGGAAGGCAGAGGAGAUUGAGCGAGAGGUUGAAGAGAAGCUCCGCAAAGAAGGUGCGGAAAUUAUUCCAUGGGAUACAUGGCAACCUUGACAUAGAUUAAGGAUACCCGCAGCCGAAGUCCGUCCUAGUCAUAGAUAAUGCAUCCUUCCACCAUCUCCGAACGGACUGCGUAAUUAUAUAUUAAUAUCGGAUUCAAGUUGGUUUACUGUAUCUACCUCCUUAUUCGCUAGAUAUAAACCCG